UCUUUAGUUGUUUGCCAAAAAUGUCGAGAAGUUUUGUUCUUCCAUCUUUAACUUUGAUAAUUUGAAGCUGAAGACUCAGCUAAAGUCAAGGGGGGUCAAGGUUAAUUGCCACUGUUUGACUUUACCUUUAGUCAUCAAUGAAACUUGAUACCUUGAUCAAGACAGUGAAGUAUGAGAAGUGGGACAGUACCCAAUUAUCUCAGAGUACUACGGUCAAAGUCCUUGGGUUGGCUCAAUGUUAUUAAGAGUGCAACACCUGUUGAUGAAACAUGGAGGAUUCCACCAAAUAAUGAUUUGAGGCCAAAAUCAAGCUUCUGAACUUUUAAACUACGUGACUAAGUACUGGUACCAGUGUGGAUGUAUUUAUUUGGACGCACGAUAAUAAAUGUAUAAAACAGUUUUGAAUAUCAUUUCGGCAGAUGAAAAAACCAAUAAAUUAAAAUUAGAAAUUCAUUAUUCAUUUAUUGCAUAUCGACGUAUUUCCCAAAUAAUUCCUACGUGACAAACAAUCACAUUCCAAAGGCUUAAAUAUUCAGAAAACAAGUUACAGGCGCCAGAAUAUCACAGACCAACGGCGAAGAAUCCGGAUCAACGAUGACGUCAAUGAUGAACUAUAAAAGCUGAACGUGGAGAUUUCGGUGUCAUAUCAAUUCGAUAACUCGACGCCACAGCAUCAGUUACAACUGUUACAAAAGCUACAGUCAUGCAGAUCAACGCAUUGUUUGUUUUGAUUAGCGGUGCACUAUUGGCACUUGCCGACGGUUCCGCCAUACCAGUCUGGGAAUUCUUGAGGAAGGAAGAGAAGACGUCAUACUUGUACUCGGUGUUCGCCAGAGACGUGGAGAAGGUGUGCAGCUCGGUGCCGACGCCCAACUGUCUUCAGGACACAUUAAAAUACGGCCUUGACAAGCUGAAGGCAAUGUCGGAAGAAGAUUUGGACGGACUUGACCCCUAUCAGCACGAAGGCCGCAAUUUAGUCUGGACCACUUUGAUGUCGGGUCACGACUUGGUGGAAGCUAAUCCUGAGCCAAAAGCCACCACCACCCCCAAGCCCAACAGUUACGAGGACGAGCUGGACUUGACGUUCGGAUCUGAAGGAAGUGCCUCCGCCGAAAUAGACGACGUCUACAGGGUUAAGGCACCCAAAGAUUUUGUCUACCACGUGGAUGACGUGGAAAAGGAAGUCGUCGCGUUGGAUUUGGAAGGAGCUGUGGGUGGCCCCAUGGUCAUCAUGUUGCAUCCCGACGGAUCUCCUGUGCAAGGCGUCAGGAAGACACCUCAAGACGAUGAUUUUAGGCAGUACCAACUCAGCAAGUUCAAGCUUCCUGUUUAACACCCAUUUUAUAUAUAUUUAUUAAUUAAGGAAACUUUGACUGCUUGAUUUGUGAUAUUAAUUAAUUUAUUUGUAUGUUUGGUAUUUGCAUGGAUGUUGCAUCAUUGUUAAGUGUGUUUAUUAUUUAUUUGUACUUGUGAUUAUAUAAGGAACUGGAUUAAUUGUAAUAUUUAUUGAAUAAUUUAUGCAAGAAUAAAUAAUUUUCUUAAGAA
Messenger RNA from Aethina tumida (small hive beetle), 1545 nucleotides. Its product is annotated as rhythmically expressed gene 5 protein-like. Lineage: Eukaryota; Metazoa; Arthropoda; Insecta; Coleoptera; Nitidulidae. The record is from RefSeq and is a predicted model, not a curated record. The coding region runs from base 704 to 1333 and encodes 209 amino acids. The transcript has 2 exons.